GAUUUGAAUCCUGCUGCCAAUCAGCGCUUGCAUCAAACCAUACGACUCUUUUGGUCUUUUCUCGUCCAGUGAGGAUGGCUUAGCCCGUUACCAGGGCAGCUGGACGUAGACCAACCGAUGGGUGCGGUGGACGCCAGAAAGGCUUCGAAGCGCACGUCAAUGGGUUCCUGGAAGUUUUCCCCUCUCCACGGUAUCGAGAUAUGGUUCAAGCGUCAGCGUACCACUGUGCUCUCCUUGCAUAACCUACUGAAACCGAGCAUCCAGUUUGCCCACCGUCCUGAUCCUUCUCAAAUCUCCAGGAUUGGGUCACCAUUUUAUCCUCUCUCAUCGCCCAGAAAAGAGCAGAGUGGUAGGAGUCCGCCGAAGAGCACCGAUGGUAACACAUGGAUAUGUUUAGACGCUGCGACACGCAGGCUCAGGGCGCUUUGGGAGGGGAUUUCAACACAAUUAAACCUGGACCAUUACACACGGUGGUAUGGUUUCCAGAAUGACGGCUCAGGUACAUACCAUGCAUUUAGCCGCAUCACCAGGGCUAGACCUGUCGCAGGACGUGCGUACUGUGACACUCCACGUGUGAGCCCCUGACAGCUACUCUGCGCGGUUGGAUAUCAAAUGACUUAUUCCAUUGUUAAGAGCUUCAGAAAAUCCCUGCUGUCACUCUCCUGCCUUAUGAAGCACAGUCAGCAGG
Canariomyces notabilis is the source of this 688-nucleotide messenger RNA. RefSeq lists its product as uncharacterized. The record is from RefSeq and is a predicted model, not a curated record. Lineage: Eukaryota; Fungi; Ascomycota; Sordariomycetes; Sordariales; Chaetomiaceae. The transcript is spliced from 2 exons. The coding region runs from base 118 to 585 and encodes 155 amino acids.